Messenger RNA from Ichthyophthirius multifiliis, 585 nucleotides. Its product is annotated as inorganic diphosphatase, putative. The transcript has a single exon. Gene Ontology annotation, biological process: phosphate-containing compound metabolic process. Gene Ontology annotation, molecular function: magnesium ion binding; inorganic diphosphate phosphatase activity. The record is from RefSeq and is a predicted model, not a curated record. Lineage: Eukaryota; Ciliophora; Oligohymenophorea; Hymenostomatida. Gene Ontology annotation, cellular component: cytoplasm.
AUGAUUCAUAAAUAUUCUAAAAAUCCUUGGCAUUAUGUAUCAUAUGGAACUGAAGUUCCUCACACAGUAACAGCUGUUAUUGAAAUCUCAAAAGGAUCUAAAGCCAAAUAUGAAUUAGAUAAAGAAUCAGGGAUGUUGAAAUUAGACAGAGUACUAUUCUCAGCAGUACAUUAUCCUGCAAACUACGGAUUUAUUCCUUAAACAUAUUGUGAUGAUAAAGAUCCUUUGGAUAUAUUAGUUAUAUGUAGUAUUGAUGUAGAACCUUUAUGUUUAGUAGAUGCUAAAGUAAUUGGAGUAAUGCAUAUGAUUGAUGGUGGUUAAAUUGAUGAUAAAAUAAUUGCUGUAGCUGCUAAUGAUAGCUCUGUAAAUCAUUAUAAUGAUAUUCAUGACUUACCUUAAUAUUUAACUAAACAAAUUGAAAGAUUUUUCGAAGAUUAUAAAAAAUUAGAAAAAAAAGAUGUCAAAGUAUAAUAAUGUGAAGGGAAGGAAGUUGCUUUUAAAGUUAUUGAAGAAUCUAUUAAAUUAUAUUAAUAAGAAUACGGUUAUUUACAUAAUCUUGCUCAAGGCUAACCACUAAAGAAUUGA